This is a messenger RNA of Lepidothrix coronata (blue-crowned manakin), 2750 nucleotides long. RefSeq names its product potassium voltage-gated channel subfamily J member 5 (gene KCNJ5). Bases 395 to 1672 code for a protein of 425 amino acids. Lineage: Eukaryota; Metazoa; Chordata; Aves; Passeriformes; Pipridae. Gene Ontology annotation, cellular component: plasma membrane. Gene Ontology annotation, molecular function: G-protein activated inward rectifier potassium channel activity. Gene Ontology annotation, biological process: regulation of monoatomic ion transmembrane transport; potassium ion import across plasma membrane. The record is from RefSeq and is a predicted model, not a curated record. The transcript is spliced from 3 exons.
GUCACACGCAGCCUCCCCUCCCUCCCCUCUGCCCCAGCCCUUAAAAAGCUUUAUACCGCCAAGAAUCCCUUGGAACGGGAGAGGCGGGAGCAGGGACGGGCAGGCAGAGGAGAGGCAAAAGUGUCUCCGCAUCAGCGGAGGGUUUGGAGCAGAGCAGGGAAAUCAGGGAUACCCGGGGACAGGGGCGUGGGCAUCCUCAUCCUCAGUGCCACGUAAAUGUUCUCUCCUGUCAGGGAAGGAGGCAGGAGGCAGCGCGGGGACCCGAGGACGAGCCCAGCUCGCCGGUGAUGGCAUGGACCGGCCGCUGCUCCAGCCGCGCUUCCCACGCCCCGCUCCCGCCCGGCUGCCCCCGAGGGCGCGACACUGAUGCGGAGCCGCUCGUAGCGACCCAGCCAUGGCUGGAGAUUCCAGGAUCUUCAUGAACCAGGACAUGGACAUCGGGGUGACCUCCAGGGAGCCCAAGAAGAUUCCCAAGCAGGCUCGGGACGAUGUCCCCAUCGCCACCGACCGGACGCGCCUCAUCUCGGCCGAGGGGAAGAAGCCCCGGCAGCGGUACAUGGAGAAGAGCGGCAAGUGCAACGUCCACCACGGCAACGUGCAGGAGACCUACCGCUACCUCAGCGACCUCUUCACCACCCUCGUGGACCUCAAGUGGCGUUUCAACCUCCUGGUCUUCACCAUGGUCUACACCAUCACCUGGUUGUUCUUUGGGUUCAUAUGGUGGCUCAUCGCCUACAUCCGGGGAGACCUGGACCACCUGGAAGAUGAGAACUGGAUCCCCUGCGUGGAAAACCUCAGCGGGUUUGUGUCCGCGUUUCUGUUCUCCAUCGAGACGGAGACGACGAUCGGUUACGGCUACAGGGUGAUCACGGAGAAGUGCCCCGAGGGCAUCGUGCUGCUCCUCAUCCAGGCCAUCCUGGGCUCCAUCGUCAACGCCUUCAUGGUGGGCUGCAUGUUCGUCAAGAUCAGCCAACCAAAGAAAAGGGCUGAAACCCUCAUGUUUUCCAACAACGCCGUGAUCUCCAUGAGGGACGAGAAGCUCUGUCUCAUGUUCCGGGUUGGAGACCUCCGCAAUUCCCACAUUGUCGAGGCUUCCAUUAGAGCCAAACUGAUUAAGUCCAAACAGACCAAAGAAGGAGAGUUUAUUCCCCUGAACCAAACGGACAUCAACGUGGGAUUUGACACUGGAGAUGACAGGUUGUUCCUGGUGUCACCUCUGAUCAUCUCACACGAAAUCAAUGAGAAAAGCCCCUUCUGGGAGAUGUCUCGUACCCAGCUGGAGAAGGAGGAGUUUGAAAUCGUGGUCAUCCUGGAAGGAAUGGUGGAAGCAACAGGGAUGACUUGCCAGGCUCGCAGCUCCUACAUGGACACCGAGGUGCUGUGGGGACACCGCUUCACCCCCGUGCUCACCCUGGAGAAGGACUUUUACGAGGUGGACUAUAACAGCUUCCACAGCACCUACGAGACCAACACCCCCGUGUGCUGUGCCAAGGAACUGGCCGAGUCCCGCCGGGAAGGGCAGCUCCUGGGUCACCUCUGCGGUGCCACCCUGCUCAGCGGGGGCAGGGAGGCAGAGACAGCCCGGGAGGAGGAGGAGGAGGAGGAGGAGGAAGGCAGGGAGCCGGCAGGAUUGGAUGGAGCCAAUGGCACAGCAGGAGAGAUGCCCGUAUAACACCCGACCCACCCACACCCACUGGGAGACUGGUGUGGAGAGCCGGGAACGGACCGGGAGCCAGGCUGGGAUCGGUGUCCGAGCUCUGCUCCUGCCGCGCGAUCCUGGCGAGCCCAGCACAGCAGUGCCUCGGUUCCCUCCCUUUCCUCUGUACAGCCAGGCUUUGCUCUCCCCUGCAAAGCUCUCUGAUCCCUGUGGACGAGGCUCACUCCAUCUCACCGCCGGUAAAACUGAAAUUCCCACCACUGGUUGUUUCAAAAGGUGUUCGUUGGACAUUCAGAACUCUUCUCCUUCCCGAGGGGGUUCAAAAAGUCCAGAAUGGCCCAUCUCAGUAUGAAGAAUGUGAUUUCAUACCUUCACUUAAUUUGUGAGUCAAUGUAUUGUAGACAUUGUUACAGUUAAAUUAAAAAAAAAAAGGAAAAAAAAGUCUUCUUGUAUAUAGUGAAGUAUUUUGCCUUCUUGAAUUUUACAAAUAGAUUUCAGUGUUUUCCUCCAGGAUCACAGGCAUUGUGAUUUAUUUGCUGCAAAAUCUGAUAUGAACAGGGCAGCUUUCCCUGCAAACCUUUAGCAUAUUUAUCCAACAUUUUGUCUUUUUGUCUUCUCCAACUGAAGUGCUUUGUGUCAUCUCUUCAUGGAAUCUCUGACACCUUUCACAGGCUGCCCAUGAUCCGAGUAAAUUUAGAUCUUGACCCAAUGAAGGUUUUUUUCUGGUCUGGAUGUUCGAGUUUCAGUUCCAAGUGAUGAUUUCAAACAAAGGAAGUAGCUAUCUGGGACUUGAAAUGUUUUGGACUUUCAGAGUCCCUGGAGUAGUUCAGAAAAUUCUUUGCUCUUCUGCAAAGUAUGUAUUUAAAAUAAAGGUUGAGAUGCUGAUGUUCCUGUAAUGGGAACACACACUGACACAACUGAAGCCACCAGUUUCGAUCUUUAGAAGGGGCAGAGAACCAGAUUUCCCAAAGAGACUUGUCCUGUCCAGAAAAGGAAUGAGGAAAAAUAGUCUGUGAGAUGAAAGAUUUCCACAAAUUCCAACAACACAGGAAAAACCUGGCCUUGUUGGGGAAAAUCUUAUCUCUCAAACUUU